UCUCCUUUCUCUGAAAAUGAAAAGAACAAAGAAAGAAAGGAGAGAAAUCAAAUAUUGCUUUAGUCAUUGUGUGUGAGACAACGAAGAAAAACUUUUUUACGAUUAUUCAAUAAAAAUAUCCUAACUCAAAAUUCGUGUUAUUAGAUUUGCGAACAAUAACGACUGAAAUAAAAAAAAUGUGAAAAUAGCAAAAUUGAAAUUCGUUAUUCACUAUAUCGACAAUACAAUUGCGUAUUUUGCGACAAGGUGGUGGUUGUGCCUUCGAUGGACAUUAAUAUAUCUAUAUAUCAAAAAAUGUUUGUUUUCAAAGAUGAUGACAUCUCUUUGUUGAAUGUGCAGAAAAAACUUAAAGAACGUCUCGGUAUCUGAUUAGAAGUUCAACAAUAAAUCCUGUUAAAAAGACGCAUAAAAUCUAAUUUAAUUCGUAAACAUUUGCAACAAAGACAAUUCGAAAUAGUUUGCAUACUUUUGGGCGUCGUUACUCAGCCACAAAUACACGCAGGCGAGAGGAAAACAGCACAUCAUUGCCCUCUUAAGAGAAUUUGCUCAUACCUUUCCUAUACAAAACACACACACACACCAGGCGUCUCUUGGACUGACAGCAGUUUUUUGCGCAUUUAAAUUCCUACAAUUGUUACAAAGUGUAAGAGAAGGUCCUUUCUUGAGUUAAACAAACGGUUGCAGUAAAUUACAAUUAAAGAGCCAACCAAGCGACUGAGGGGCAUUUAUUAAAAUUAAAACAAGAAAAUAAGAACUCUCGGGUAACACAGCCGUAUACAUACGUACAUACGUAGUGCAUAAAAUAAUUAAAAACACAAACAAAUUGUCCCACACUCUCGCCUCCACAUAUACACAUACACGCGCGUUUGCACGUGGACAAGACCUGUACUACAGGCAUACAUACACACAAAAUAUAAAUUGACUAAAAGCUGCGUUGUAUGUGCUCGCUCGUUGUGCACAUAAAGCACCAUUCGAAAGCAAAGAAAACACAAUAAAAAUAAACAAAUAAAAGUGAGAAAUGUGAAAACACUAGAUGUGUGUGUGCGUUUGAUGUGUUUGUGUGCAUAAGGAUAAAUGCUCGCAAUUGCAUUGUGUUUCAAUUCCAAGGACAGCGAACGGACCAUCGUCGUACUGCUAUUGCUAUUGCUACGGCGAAGGCAGCAUUGCUCUAUGUCAGUGUCAGAUAUCUGAAUGAAGUCGUUCCGCUGCUAAUCAUCAUCCAUCCAAGCAAACAACGUUGCAUGCCUCAGAGCCGAGUGAGUGCAAAUUCGUGAAACGAUCAAAAACAUAAAGGACAUUAUUUUUAUUGUCACAGCAUUGCUGCAUUGAAAAUGCUAUUGUUUGUAGCUCUCAUAUUUGGCAUUUCAAUACAAAUGUCUAAAUUUGUUGCCGCUCGUUUCUGUGAAGGCGGACACAUUUGUUCCUUACCUAGAGAAUGCUGUACACAAGGUUGUUGCCCGCCGUAUCAAAGUGGACCUCGUCAAUUGCCACCACCAUCGGAACAUGUGCUUAACCUGUUUUUCAUCAGCCACUGGUUCUUCUGGUGUGUUGUGGUAGCAAUUAUUUUAGCCAUCCUCUGUGCCUACUCUCUGUGGAAAAAGCGUCGAACACUUUGCGGCUGGGGCUUCAAUGAACACCAUGCACAAUCUGAAGGAGACUCGGCUGGCUCGUGUUACGCUCCUCCGCAGUACAGCCGUUGUAAUUCUUUCCAUCAUCCCCCGCCACCCUAUACCGAGGUGACAUCGAAACCAGAUCUCUACCCGUUGGUGUUCACCUGCAAUAGUGAUAAUGGUAAAAAUGGUUCCAGCUAUCUAAUGGUACAAUAUUUUCGCAAUUACAUAGUGCGUCCGGCCGGAUCCCUGUCGGCGGCCAGCACAGUAGAUUCGCUUAGCUCUAGUUUUAUAUGCAACAUUAACGAAGCAAAUACGCUUGUACCGCCGCCGUAUUCGAGGGCAGCCAGUCCUGAGAUUGGUUUCAGUUCACACUUUCAGCAGCAGUAUAUGAUGCCGCGCUCCGCAUCCCAGCUGGUGUGCCAAAAUGUCAAUAAUGGAAAUUUUAUAGGGGCCCCCGGCAAUGCAACCGCAACUGCGGCCAGUGGGAAUGGCCAAUUUGAAUUGAGCAAUAGUUCUCAGAUGUAUAGUGGCCGUUCGACCAGCACACAUUACGCCACCGUUACGGUCAAUGCAACUGUGAACCGUAUGGCCGCCAACAGUACGACUGGCGAUCGCAGUCGGGAGAGAACUACCAAUUUCAAUGGAAAUCAGCACGAUUUUGAGAGCAGCCUGUCCUACGAUGAUGCGACUGAGAACGACGAACGCACAAACGAUAAUAUUAAUGCCAAUGUGAUAAAUUGUAGUAGUAGUAGCAACGACAUACGCGUGUUGCCCAAUAGCAGCGGAUUCGCGCAAUCGCAAAGUGAUCAGCAUUUCCGAUACAUAACGAACAGCAACAGCAGCAUUAGUGAUAUUUUUGUAAACAACAGUUGUGCAGCGGGAAUUGGAGGCGGAGGUUCGAGUAGAGUCAACAGGUCGGAGAAUUCGUCUAUAGUGGGCUCCGUGUCCGGCGCUGGUGCGGUCGUGCAUCCCCAGACAGGCGGGACACCUGUGAUCUACAGCAAUGGAUGUAUAAAACCCAUUCCACUGCAUCGAGCCAGCACAAACCCUACCCAAUUUCAUGUGGACCCCUCAUCGAACAGGGAGACAGUACUGUAUCAGUCGAACAACUCAAUAGGUGGUAUUUCAAUAACAGUUCCUACUGGAAUCGAAGAUUCGUCAGUUCUUUGCAAUGACAACGAAAUUAGAGACUUGCAACUCUUGAGAAGGAGCUUGGAAACUUGCUGUCAACUCCUGCAACAACAGCAAAAGCUUCCUUCGGGCAAUUUCGCUUUGGGCGAAUCUCCUCUCCGCAUGAACGAGCUGGCCAAGAAGUACAUAGACGAGGGUCUCCUACGUAGCUAUGUGACCUCGGGAACAUGUUCUGGCGUCAGUAGUCUAGCCAAUAUAGGCACGCCAAGUUCCCCGCCUCAAGCUACCAGCCCCACGGGCGAAGUAAAGGAGAUUCUCGAUCAAAUUCGACAACUGCAAGAGGGCGUUACAAAAUACGAGGAGGACUUAGCUUUCCGGGCUGUUGGUCGACCAAUUCUACACCACACUUUGUCUUCACCGGCCCCGUCGGCAAAUAGAAAUGCGGCGCAAACUGCAAAUGUUGGCGGAAAGCUUCAACGCAUCUCCACCAUGCCCGAACAACAAUCAUUAGCUGAAGCCGCCAAGGUAAACGUCUUAGUUAAGUCGUCGGUGGCAAAUAACUCUCCCACUAACUCACUCACCUCAGUACCGUCAACCUCGUCAGUCCUGGUGGGGACGCAGCCAUCCAGCAAACUCACGAUUAGCAAAACAUCGCUAAAUGGCAGCGGUAGUUCAGCGGUCCCUAACAGUAGUUUUAUCUUUUCUUCGUCAUCGAAACGACCAUCAACGCUCCAACAUAGCAAAAAACGCUUCUAUACAUCGAAACCGCCCAACAAGGCCAUGUACAUUCCUAUGAUGGCCACGAAUCAGGUACCAUCGGGCAGCCGCUGUACCAUCCUGAAGAGUCCCGUGACCAGCGUAGUAAAUUCGAACUUCUUUACGAGCCGUGGCAACCGACAACGCAAAGGUUGGAUCUCAAGAUCUGCUCCAACAACUCCAGCAACACCGUUACCUCCCAGCUACAUGGACGAUGACAGUCCUCUGUUGAAUGAACACGACGAGGAUCAAGAGGCCGAGCAAAAUGCGGAAAUGGAAACCUAGGCUUAAUGCGUCUGUCAACCACGUCGAAUAAGGCUCUUGAAUAAUAGCACACCAUAAGGUCCAAAAUGAAUAAUAAUAGUCACACUUCUAUGUUUUAAAAUAAAUUAUUGUAGAUGCAUGGUUUUUAGAUUCUCUUCA
Molecule: messenger RNA, 3923 nt
Organism: Musca domestica (house fly)
Lineage: Eukaryota; Metazoa; Arthropoda; Insecta; Diptera; Muscidae
Exons: 4
Coding region: 1332-3785 (817 amino acids)
Cellular component (GO): cytoplasmic vesicle membrane
Source: RefSeq, a predicted model, not a curated record